UGGUGAAAAUAUGAUUUUAAUCUCAAUUUUCUUUAUAUUUUCUGUUUUUGAAAUUCGGUCGGUAGUAUCAGAAAAUAUUACGGUAGAACUUCCCCUCGGUAAUUUAAUUGGAAAAUUUAAAAACGGUUAUAUUUCUUUUGAAUCGAUUCCGUAUGCUGAACCGCCAAUUGAUGAAAAUCGUUUAGAACCACCGAAACCAUAUAAAACUAAAUGGAAUAUAAGAGACGCUACAAAGCAAACACAUCAACCUUGUUUGCAAUAUGAUCCUGAUAAUUCGGGGGUAAUUGGUAGCGAAGAUUGCUUAUAUUUAAAUGUAUUUACUCCAGAUUUAGAGAAAGAAAAGAGUUAUCCGGUUUUUGUGUAUAUUCAUGGUGGCGCCUAUCGUGUGGGAUCAGAUCAUAUGUUUGGAGAAGAAAUUAUUAUGGAAUCUGGUAAAUUUGUUUUUGUUUCUUUGAAUUAUAGACUUGGACCAUUAGGAUUUUUAUCAACGAAUUGUAAGGCGAUACCCGGUAAUAUGGGUUUAAAAGAUCAAAAAUUAGCAUUAAUGUGGAUUAAAGAUAAUAUUGAAAAAUUUAAUGGAGAUCCAGAAAAAAUUAUAUUAAGUGGUUUUUCUGCUGGUGGUUCCAGUGUUCAUUUGCAUUUAAUGUCGAAGGCAACCGAAAAUCUUACAAAAGUUGCAAUUUCAUAUUCUGGAUCAGCAUUUAAUCCAUGGGCGUUUGAUUUCUCGCCAAUGAAUAAAACAAUAGCUAUUGCCACCGAAUUUAAAUGCCCAAUGGAUAAUGGUAUGGCAGUUAAAAAUUGUUUAAAAAAAAUCGAUGGCAAUGAAUUGGUAACGAAAGGAUCUACAUUAUUUACAAAAUUUUUAAAUCUUCCAAUAUCAAUAUUCGGUCCUGUUGUAGAACCUAAUAGUGUUUCAGAUCCAUUUAUUACGGAUUUUCCAGAAAAUAUAAUACAUAGUGGUAAUAUGGCAAAUAUACCAUGGAUAGUGUCAAGUUGCGCGGAUGAUGGCGCAAUUAUCGCAUCAAUUUUAUUGAAUUCAAACGAAAAUGGAACUAAAAAUUUUGUAGAAUUUAGUGAAAAAUUUGAUGAAAUUUUACCAAUAAUUCUUUAUUAUGAUAAUAAUGAUAAAGUUGAUAGAGAAAUGAUGACAUCAUAUUUAAAAAGACAAUACAGUUUAAAAGAGAAAAGUGAUAUAACAGAGGAGAAUUAUUGGAAUAUACAACGUAUGCUGUCUGAUGAAUUAAUGAUUGAACCAAUUCAAGAUGCUGUUAAAUUACAAAGAGAAUUUAGUAAAGCACCAACAUAUUAUUAUGUCUAUGAUAACCCACCUCCAUAUGGUUUUGCAAAUGUAAUAUCAAAUCGUCCAGAAAUGAAUUUUGGUACAAUUCAUGGAGAUGAUUUGCUUUUGAUAUUAAAAUCAAACAUUCGUGAUUCCCAUCCAUGGACAGAAAUUGAAAGGAACUUGUCGGCAAAAUUUUUAGAAAUGUAUGAAAAUUUUGUAGAAACGGGUAUUGCUAAAUUUGGUGAUGAUGAUUUUCCACUGGAAGUUGAAGAUAAUUUAAGUUCACCCAAAGCUUUACUAAUAACAAAAGAUUCAAUAAAGUAAAUUUUUUUGGUUUGGUUCCGA
Condylostylus longicornis is the source of this 1627-nucleotide messenger RNA. RefSeq names its product esterase-6-like. NCBI's taxonomy places the organism in Eukaryota, Metazoa, Arthropoda, Insecta, Diptera, Dolichopodidae. The transcript has a single exon. The coding region runs from base 11 to 1606 and encodes 531 amino acids. The record is from RefSeq and is a predicted model, not a curated record.